Messenger RNA from Paramisgurnus dabryanus, 4774 nucleotides. Lineage: Eukaryota; Metazoa; Chordata; Actinopteri; Cypriniformes; Cobitidae. The record is from RefSeq and is a predicted model, not a curated record.
CGUCUGUGCGUAAGAUGCCAUGGGAUGACGUGAAGGAGGAGCUCAAGUCGAGCCAUAACUUUGUACCCCUCUGUCUUCAACACUUGAAGUGAAUAUAAAUUUAGCCGAUGUGUUUAAAUCAGCUGGUUUAAAUGGAUAUCUGAAGUGCCAGGCUGACGUUUCGUUCACUUCCCGGACAGCUGAUCGACUGUUUUGGCCCUUGUGUUACACAGGGAUCAGGAAAAAUGCAAAGCGGCUUGUCGUUUUCUGACAGUGAUGUUUCGUUCACCCCUCUGGUGGUCCUUGAGCUGGCUGAUGACACGAAAACAGAGGCCAUCACUUGGUUUCUAAACAGAAUCAGAGACAAACAACAAAAUGGAGGAGCGGAGUUGUUGGUGGAGCAACUGAUACUUCCAGUUCAAGAUGGUCAGAAGCCCAACCCGAACAUCAUGUUGGUGGGAUCCACAUUACAAAGGCUCUUAGUUGGAGCUGAAGAGGUAGGGAUGUUUAAAGAGUUUCAAGAUGGGACAAUGCGAGGAUUCACCUAUGCCAACAGAGAAAGCUUCAAAGACUUUGAAGGAGAUGGCGAUGGGUUUCUCAGUGUUGCGGAGUGUCAGUAUAUUGUCAAACAUGAGCUGGAGACGUUAAGGGCUAAGAAUGAAGAUAAUGUUCCAGGAUAUCCCAAACUUAAACUCUAUCCAGGAAAAUCAGUUGUACGGCGACUGCAGUCCAAAGGUAUCCUAGUGCAGUAUUUUCCUCUCCAUCAGAAAGACGAUCUCAAGAAACUCUCUUUCUCUUGGUACAAACGGAUCAAACUGACCUUCCAGCCAUUGGAUGAGGUCAGAUCUUACUUCGGCGAGGGACUGGCGCUCUACUUUGGGUUUCUGGAGUAUUUUACAAUUGCCUUGGUUCCCAUGGCUCUAAUCGGUAUUCCAUACUACCUCUUUGACUGGGAGGACUAUGACAAGUAUGUGCUGUUCGCUGUCUUUAACCUGGUGUGGUCUACGGUUUUCCUGGAAGUGUGGAAGAGAUACAGCGCUACGUUAGCGUACAGAUGGGGUACGCUGAGCCGCAGGAAAGCCUUUGAAGAACCGAGGCCUGGAUUUCACGGAGAACUGGGGUUUAAUCCAGUCACAGGACGAGAAGAACCGGUCUACCCUAGCUCCAGGCGGCAGUUAAGGAUUUACCUUGUGUCACUUCCUUUCGUAUUGCUGUGCUUGUAUCUGUCCUUUUACGUGAUGAUGGUCUACUUUAUGAUGGAGCACUGGGCCAUAACUAUAUACAAUGACAAUCCAAACUUUGCAACCAGCAUCCUGCUGUUCGUUCCCAGUAUCAUCUACGCUGUGGUUAUCGAGAUCAUGAACUUACUUUAUCGCUAUGCAGCAGAGUUUCUCACACACUGGGAAAACCACAGACUUGAGUCUUCAUUUCAGAAUCAUCUUGUUCUCAAGGUUUUGGUGUUUAACUUCGUAAACUGCUUUGCCUCUCUAUUCUAUAUUGCCUUCGUAAUGCAAAACAUGGAGCUUCUGAGACACAGCUUGGCCACCCUGCUCAUCACCUCUCAAAUUCUUAACCAAAUAAUGGAGGCCUUCCUGCCCUACUGGCUGCAGAGGAGGAGGAACAAGAAGGCCCAUAAGAGAAUGAGGCGGCUAAUGGGUGACAAAGAGCUCCCUCUGCUGGAACAAGUUCAGCUGGAAACUGACAUGAACACAUAUCUGGGCACUUUUGACGACUACCUCGAGCAGUUCCUGCUGUUCGGCUAUGUGAGUCUUUUCUCCUGUGUGUACCCGCUGGCUGCUGUGCUGGUCGUACUGAACAACAUCACCGAGGUUUAUUCUGAUGCCUUCAAAAUGUGCCACGUCUUCAAGCGUCCCUUUUCAGUGCCAGCCGCAGAUAUCGGGGUGUGGCAGCUGGCGUUUGAGACCAUGAGUAUUAUUGCUGUGGUGACCAACUGUGCCUUAAUCGGUUUGUCCCCGAAUGUGAAAGCAUACUUCACCGAAUCAGAGACUCAGCUCAUCCUCAUCAUUGUGGCUGUCGAGCACAUUCUCUUGGCCUUCAAGUUGAUCCUGGCGUUCGUCAUUCCAGAUGUUCCUAAAGAUAUCCAAAUCCAACUCGCCAAGCUGGAUUUUGAGUCUCUAGAGGCGCUUAAGAAAAGGCAGCGCCGAGCCCGCAGUCGGCUACAAAUGAAAUGUAAGCAAGACCAAGCGAUGGAAAGCACAGAACACCAUGUGGUUUCAGCAGAGAGGGGAAAAAGUGCAAUAUUGUCUGUGAUGCUGUGAUGGACCUUGUCGUAUUCAGACUGCUUUCGCUUCAUUGCUCGACCAACGUCAUAGGAAGUGGAACAAGCCGGUCCUCUGAGGCAAAGUGUCAACUUGCUAAAGCUCACGAGAAUGUGACAUGUCCCAUGCUAACCUUCAGCGAUGAAGAGCGAAAUAAAGUCAACGCAGCCAACCUUACCAUACUGAGAGAAAAUUGACAAACUAUAAAUAAAUGAUUAUGGUACAGGGAUUGUAUCUUUCAUUACUGUGAUUUUGUUGAAUCAAAGGUUUUACACGUCUGUUCAAUAUCUAAUGAUUCACUGACCCUGAUCUUGCUCUUGUAUUUGUGUGCAGUUGUUAACAUGAGCGAUAGUAUGUUGGUGUUGCAAAAGCUAUAAAGCUUUUAAAACCCCUAGCCUCCUUCCCAUAUAAUCAAUGCUGACACGUCUAGUCAAUAAUACCAGAAACGCCCAUAAGGACCUUCCUUAAAAUCCAGAAAAUCCACCCAGUUAAGAGUGUACUAUAGGGCACAUCGACCGGCUUUGUUUAAACUUCAGCUUUCACUCAUCAUGGUGUGGUUCUAGCCCAGAGGAAGGAAGUAGGAUGUGUCUCCUGAGAUCUAUGUCCAUGUACAUCGAAGAAAAACUGACUCUCAGUACACUCUCAGAAAUAAAGGUACAAACCUGUACCUUUUCUGUCACUGGGGCUGUACCCUAAGUUUCCGUUUGGUACCUUUACAGGAAUACAAAACAGAAUGCAAUUUUGGGUAUAUUACCGUACCUUUAGGACAAUGUGCAAUGUGAUGUCAGUUUGCACAGAAAUGCCAACAGCUUGUCCCAUGAGACUGUUUAGGUUUUAUGAUUUUUAUCAUUAUAAGGUGGUUGUGUACACUGUAAAAAAUGGGACUAAUUCUCACUUUUAACUAGUUUCUUAUUAGCUUACAUAUUGUCUGUUUAGGAGGACAUAUUAAUGCGCAUGAACAUAUUGUACAUCCCUUAACCCCAAUACAAUACCUAAACCUAAGCGCUACAAAAACUACCUUAUUAGCUAUUUAUUAGCAGGAAAUUCGCAGUUUACUGAGACAAAACUCAUAGUUAAUAUCAAUAAGUGUUAAUAAGUUAAACAAUUGAAACUUGUCUUUAUAAGUUAUGUCAACUUAUCAUAAGCCAAAACUUAAAAGAGGGGGUUGAAUUGACUUGCAAAAUCAAGUUGUUUUAACUUCAUGCUGCUUGUUUUACAAUGUACACACACAGGCAACAUAUUUUUAUGUUUAUAUAACAUAUAAAAGUGAAUUUUUCAUUUUUAAUUCUUUAAAUUUUUAAAAAAUACAACACAUUUUGUAUUUCUUCUAAACAAGUCUCAUGCAUGGGUUAGAUUCAUACACUUAUAACACUAAAGUAAAGUGUAGUUGUUGAAUCAACUCAGAUUUACAAGUCAUUUCAACUUACUAUUAUUUAUCUUGACUAGAGAUGAGUUGUUAUAACUACAGGUGAGUUGUUAUAACUUAUAAAAUUAAGUUGACUUUUCUCAACUAUAUUUUAUAAGUUGUGACAACUCAUCUCUGUUGACAUGACUUGUAAAUCUGAGUUGAUUUACCAAACAAUUUUAAGGCAGCAAAGUAUUUUUUACAGUGCAACAGCCGCCUGGAUAUCUUUAAAUCAAGCACUGCAACCGAAUGAAAAGUAAAUGAGUAUAAUAAAAAACACAGUAUGAAAGCAUGGACCUCUUUAAUUAUUAAAUGAAGUUUUUCUUUCACCACAGUCUAUGGGAGUGAAUAAUAUAACCAUGGUAAAAUGUUCUCAAAGGGAUUUAGGGUUUGAACUCUAUGAACUACACGUACAGAAUCACAGUGUCAGCAGCUCCGCUCCUAUUGAUCCGUCUUUUGGAGUGAAAAAGUUAAUUGCACCUAGCAGAUUUUCACUGAGAAUGUAAUUUGCUCUGGUUUGCUGCGGGCAGUGAAAUGAAUUGAUUAAAUGAAACUCAGUCUGUGUAUGUGUGUGUGUGUGCGCUGCAGAAAAUCUGGCUUUACUUUUAUUUUUAAGAUGACGUUUCUUGCUGUAAUGUUCUUGUAUUUUUAAACCUGUUAGUUAAUAGUGUAGUAUGUCAAAGUAGAGACUCAUAUGUGACCCUGGCUGUGUCCGAAAUCACAUACUGAAUUAGAUGAAGUUAUCAUUGACCGUUAAACAGUAGGUGCUAUAUAGUAUGAUUAUGGUUAGUAUGAAUGAACUGCGUACUAAAUCCACCAUGUUGAAACAAGUGUAAUGUAAACACAAGGGACAGCUAUUCAAUAUAUGUAUUUUUCUGCCUGCUGUUUUUUGAAUACUAUGAAUUCAGACAUACUACUCCCCUCGCCUACUGCUUUUACCUACUAUAAAGUAAGGAAGUAGGCGGUUUCAGACACAGUCUCUGUCUGUGAAAAUCAAGCUAAAGUCUUAUAAUCUAAUGAUGACGCAAGGAGCAUCAACGUUUAAUUUUAUUCAGAAAUUUUAAUCUUUGACCUAUGACCUUAUUCAGUCAAUAUUAAAUAUAUUGAUUCU